GCUGAGCAUCUUUAAGCUGAACCAUAGUCUCCAAGCUGGAAGGCUGGGAAGCGAAGGAACACAGUUCUCUCCAGUUUCUUGGCAGGAGAGGAAGAAGAGGAGGAGGAGGAAGAGGAGAAAGAAAGAGGCAGCUAGCUGCAGUGCUCUUUCAUUUGCGCACACAUGCCCAUCUCCCCAUCUUCACAUCCCCUGCUGAGCAGCCAAAGACAGAGAGAGGAGCAUGCAUUAGGAGAAGAGGAGAGGAGGAGGAGUAGCUGUGCCUUUCGGAUGGAGCCGUGGGCUUCCAAAGCACUAGCUGUCACUGUCAGCAGAACUGGGCAUCUCUGAAGCUUUAAAGAAGACGUGCGUUCUUUUUUGGAAAGCCUUAGUCUUCUAACCAGCUUGGCUUCCUCGGUUCGGUUCCAUCAGGAUGUGAGCUGCAUCCGAACUCGGUGACUUCUGGAUCCAGCCAGAAGACAACACAGGACUGGGCUUCCCCAAGGAGUUAACCCACCUGAGAAGGACAGGGACUCCAUCCUCUUCUUCUUCUUCUCCGAGGUUCACCAUGUCACCUGUGGACUGGAGACCAAGGCCCACGGCACGGUGGGGUGGAACCCUUCUGCUAUGCAGAUGGAAAGGCUGCAAAGCCAGAGCUUCUGAACUGAAUUGAUUCAUCUUCCCAGCUGGUUGCAGGGAGAGGAGGAAGAGGCUCUUUCUAUUCAUGCAGAGAGAGGGUUCGGUGCCCCCCUUUCCUCCUCACUCCUUCCAGCAUUCUUGAAAGAAACCACGAUGCAUCCGCAUGGGAUCCAAGGGUUAAUCUGAGAGGGUUAGGAGCUCAACAUACCCUGGAUUAUUAUUCUAAUUUCUUCUUAUUAUUAUCAUUUUUGAUGUACCCAAAUGGUUCUCCAUGAAUGUCCAGACUCACUCAGCCAAAGAGGACUGAAGGAUCUUUUUUGAACACCCAAAAAAAAAAAAAGAGGAGAAGGAAAGGAGUUCUACGGCGUUCUGGAGCAGCCGUCUUGCUCGACAUGAUGUAGAACCUCCUGUGCUUCCAGCGUCCCAUGGAUGCCCAAUUUUUAUGCUUAACCCAAACCACGUUUGCCCUUCAAAGGCACUUACUGUGAACCCUACAAAGAAACUCCAGACCUCAGUCAGGGUGGACAUCUCCCAUAAUGGAGCCUUCCAAAGAAAGGCAGGUGGCAGUGGCAACAAGGUUAUCCUGUUCGGCGAGGAACCCGUUGACCAAGGAAGCUGUGUGAACGUGACCAGCUUGAGGAAGGGAAGCAGAAGACAUUGUCUUCAGGAUCUCCUCAAGGAAUGCCUCCAAAAAGACUGAUGAAUUAAGGAAUGGGAAUGCCCUCCCUGUUGGGACAGCAUAUAUGGCAUAGACUGGAGCUUUCUUUCUGCAACUUUUUCUAGACCCUGGCAUUUCGGAGCACAGAUGCAAACCCUUAACUUCUUAAGGUGGCCAUUCCUGGUGAUUUCAUCUCAACUGGCUUUGCUGGUGGUUCUCAACCUUCUAGACCUGUUUUGCAGCAGGAAUGGAUGGCGUGUGCUGGGUUGGUGCUCGCCUUGAUCCCGACGCAAUGGCUCCGGCUUUGUCGCCCCGAUCCGACUAGGGCGGGGAGAUCAAGGGGUGGCAGGUCAAGGUGCGGCUGAGGCGUUCUGGGGCAGGGUGGGGGAGCGUUAAGAUGUGGAGAUCUCCCCAGCCGAGAGACGUUCCGUGGAGGCACAGUCUGGCUGGGCAAAAGCAGAAUGCACAGCGCGGCUCUGCCCCAGCUCCCUGGCACCGUGUGAAGGAUGAACUCCCGGGGCUUGCAGGAUAGGCAGCCCACGGACAACGCGACCAGCGGCAGCAACACCGGCGAGAGGGAGCGCAUCAGGGGACGCAUGAAAAUGGUGAUCGGACAGCUGGAAGGCAUCCUGCAGGAACUCAAGGAGGUGGCCAAGGAACUCCGAGACGUGGUCAGCCAGAUCGACAAGUUGACUUCAGACUUUGAGUUUGAGCUGGAGCCAGACGACUGGACCACGGCGACGGUGAGCAGCACGUCCAGCAGCGACAAAGGCGCGGGCAUGUUUGACCUUGGGAACCUGGACUUCAUGACCUCGGACAUCCUCUCCGACAGCUGGGAGUUCUGCUCCUUCUUGGAAGCCUCCACCCCGUCGGACUCAGGCGAUGGCUCGGAGCAGCAGCAACCGCAAGGCCGCCAGCCUGACUACCGGCUCAUGAACGGCGGGGUGCUGAUCCCCAAUGGACCCCGAAUCGGAACGCCGGACUCUUCCAGCGAGGAGGCCUUCAGCUCGGCCCCGAGCCACAAAGCCCAGCACCAGCGGACGGCGGGCACCAGGGAGCGGGUGCGGUUCAGUGACAAAGUCCUCUACCACGCUUUGUGUUGCGAUGACGAUGAGGAGGCGGACAGCAGCCCGCUGCCCGAGGACCCUCCGGAAGAGGCCAGUGACCCGGCUCACAAAGCGGGGCAGGUCACCAAGACCUUGCCACGGCGGUCACCUCAGCAACAAAAGCUGACGCGGAAUAGCAGCACGCAGACCGUAUCGGACAAAAGCACCCAGACGGUGCUGCCUUAUGUCUCGAGCAAACAGAAAAUCACAAACAAAAACUGAGGACCAGAGAAGCGGGGAGGAAUUCGGGGUGGGAACGGCGGAGCAGGGCGGGUGGGGGGAAAAGCUUCAGAUAUAUAUAUAAAUAUAUAAAUCUCUCUAUAUAUUUAAGUCAAUAAAUACUAACGAUAUGAUUAAAAAAAACCCGAAACCACCAUGGUGACAGGAUCUCAUCCUGAAGCUACCUAUCCGUAAUGUCAAGACUCAGGGAAUUUCAAUAUGUUUUCAUUUUACUGGAUGGCGCUUUGUUUUUUCUAGCUUAAUAAAUGCGAGGCUUAGCCAGAAAUAUAAAGAAACACAUACCCCACCUCUUGCCUGAGAAAAAUAUGGAAACUUUUAAAAAAAAUAGGAAUCAAAGGAUAUGUUCCAUGAAAUCACAUGGGCUUCUUUGAAGGGAGGAAUUGACACAGCGAAGUGUUUUUGGAAACAUGGUUGACUUCCAGGGCUGGAGAAAGUGGGUCUUGGGGAAGUAGGACUAGACUUGUGUAGACUGAACAUCCCAUGUGGAUUCACAAUAAGGGCAUCACCAACCCAAAGAAAUAUUUGUUAAAUAGCCAAAAUUUCUAGCAUUGCAGAGAGUACAGUAUGAUCCUUGUAUCCAUGGGCAAUAUUUUCCCAAACUUCUCAUGAAGAUGCAAAACUUUGGAUAACAGUGAACGUUAUUGAAAUGAAGGCUUCUGGCCCAAGCACACACCAUACAGAUGAGUUGAAGGAUCUAGAAAAUGCCUAGAAAUGUCAUAUUUUGUUGGACAUGGAUAUAUGAAAUUUUGUUGGUAUUAUACAUUGGUUUCUGUCAGAGUAAUGCGCACAGCGUAGCAGCAGAUGAAUGACGUCAGUUGAAGCGCAGAAUGAACGGACGAUCAGAGAUGAUGUAAAAAGUAUUUACAAAGUUUACUGGACAAGACAAACAGACUUGCAGACAAUAGACAUAGGACUUUCUCUCUAGUCAAACAGCACAGAUCUUCUCAGCAGGCAGAAGAGAUCUCACCUGAUGCAAUCAGCAAUAUACAAACACACUUGUAGUCUGGACACUCCUAUCUGGCUCCAGCCACAUAUCCAAGGUCAAUACAGCUUCUUACCAAAUUAACUCUUUACACACUAUAGCAUUUCCUGGAUGAUGCAAUACAUGCUAGACACACAUUUCAUUUAAACACUACCUAUACACAAAUCCCACAUUAACAAUUUCAUUAUGCCAAAAGAAAAAAAAAUAUCAUGGGCACAGUGUCUACGAAAAAAGAGAAUCAGAAUUCUGCAACUGGAUGAAGAUUAGAGAUCAAUUCAUACAUUUUUGGCUGCAGGGUUCCCAUGUUUAGGUCGACAUCUGGAGCAACAAAACAAUCCAAAGUUUAAAAUGCACCAGAGAGAUUGAUGCAAUAAUCUUAAAGAAGUGGCAAUCCUUUGAGAACAAAUGUUCUGAUUUUUUAUAAGUAAGGGACAUCUGGCAUAUUUAUUUGCAUCUGGCCCAAACAAACCCUUGACGCUCUUUCAAUCCUGAUUUGUAGCUUUUCCUAUUAAAACCAAAGUGAGAAGAAGGGGGAUCAAUGCAACUGAAUGCCUUUUUUGGGCUCUCCUUGGGUGCACGGGUUGCUCCACUAUUGUCUACGAGCCCCUUGCUUGUUCUUUUACACCCUCGUCCAUUUUAUCCCAACCGUUUUAGGCAGGAAAGGAACAGUUUCUAGCAUGUUUCACAUUCGUUGACAUUUUUUAGAUCCAUCAGAAACCGCUGUCAGAAGCAUCUCUGCUAAGUGCUGGGGAAGGAAGGGUCUCCACCAAUUUGUCCCUUUGACAAGGCAGGCUGCCAAGAAAUGACACUUUUCGACAUGUUGGUUGUUUGGUGUCUGCAUUGUUUUUUAUAUAAAAAUAAGGCAAUCGCAACUUUCAGCUUCAUUCCAUCAGCCUUUGCUUGUCAGCGCGGCUUUGCUUCAAUUGAUUUCUUCUGGUCCAUCUCAAGGCUUGUUUUGACAACAUAUCUUCUUGGGUCUAUGUUAACUUUUCUUCAAAUUACUCCACCAUCCAUGUCCAUUGUCCACAAAAAUAUGGGCCAUCUUAUAACUCAAGUAUAACUCAAACCUUAGGUAUAAGUUGAGGGCAGGUUUUGAGGCCAACAUGGAGAAGUUGAGACUUAUUUCAUGGAGAGCGGAAAGCUCAGAGAAGGUGAUGGCUGCCUUUUUGGUUAAGCGUGAUAGUACAGUACUCAUAUCGACCCGUGAAUAACUCAACCCAGAUUUUGAGGGUUGUUUUCCCCCCUAAAAUUUCUAGACGUAUACCUGAAGAGAUAAAACAUUUCUUUAGGAAUUAGAAUUCAGUAGUUCAGUGACAUCCAUAUUUAUUUACAGUAUUUAUAUUCCGCUCUUCUCACCCCGAAGGGGACUCAGGGCGGAUCACAUUAUGUACAUAUAGGGCAAACAUUCAGUGCCCAUAAACACAUCAAACCGAGACAGAGACAACGGACAGACAGACAGAUGCAGAGGCAAUUUAACCUUCUCCUGAGGGGAUGUUCACUUCUGGCCACAAGGGGGAGCAGCUGCUUCAUUAUCCACUCUGAUGGCACUUCCUCACUUCCUCAUUCCAACGUUGUAAAUUAGUUAAACUUGCCUCCCCACUUUUAUAAGUGGUACCUUAUUUCCUAUUUGAUAGAUGCAACUAUCUUUCGGGUUGCUAGGUCAGCAACGAGCAGGGGCUAUAUUUUAUUUUUAAUUGACGGGUGCUCACCUCGCCAUGGGCUGGCCUCGAACUCAUGACCUCAUGGUCAGAGUGAUUUAUUGCAGCAGCUGUUUACCAGCCUGCACCACAGCCCGGCCCCAUAUCAAAAAAGGGUUGGUGCUUAGUUACUAAGUGGAGGUGCUGGCAAAGUUACUGAUGGUCAAUUGGACUAAUGUGCAAGAGGUUGGGCAUUACAUCAAACCCCAAGGACUAAAAUACGGUCCACAACUCACAGUUACUACACCGUUGCAACGAGAGCAACUGUUCUCGCAAAAUCAGUCUCAGAGAUGUCGGGAGGCUGGUGAGCAGACUGCGACAACUGAAUGGCAUAUGUUCUGUAUCAGAAACUAGAGCUGAUGUGAUCUAUUCAAUGUAGUUUUCUGAAUCAGCACCCCAAAUAACAAAACCAAAUCUAAAGUUGACCAAAAACUGAUUCAUAACCCUUUUGGUACUAAUGUCGGAGAGUAGUCCCUGGUCAAAGUGGUCCUUGGUCAAAAAAAAGGUUGGGAACCACUAGUCUAGACACUAUACUCCUUUUGAUGUAGCCCAAAAUCCCCUUGCUGCAUCACAUUGUUGGCUCGUGUUCAACUUGUUCUCCACUAAGACUCCAAGAUCUUUGUUGGACAAAAACACUGGGAAACUUGGGUUCAGACGUAGGUACCCAUUUGUGGGUCCGUACUAUGCAAAUGGCCGUCGCAACAUGUGCGUAGCAAACAAAGAAUUUUAUAUUUCGGCUUAUCUAAAAUUGACCAAUGGCUGAGGGUCUUCCUCACUUUCCACACCUACUUGGCACAGGUGAUACCAAUGACCUAACUUGUUUACUCUGAGCUUUCUUCUCCCUUUGGAACUUCCUGGAGAAAGGCACCAGCACCCAAGAAGGGAGAGACACAGUCACUGUGUUGCACAUACUACUUUGGUUCAUACAAAGUGCUUAUAUCGUCUAUAUCAAGGCUAUAUGAUAGAUGCAGAGGCAAAGCUAUGUUAGGCAAAAGUUUACUAUUUUGUGGCUUAUGGUCCCUACAAGUUAUGUAUUCUCGAAUGAAGUUGGUGAAAUUGAAUCUCUAAGCUAACAUGCCCAUGGACACUGAGGGAUUCUGAGCACUGUGGUUUAAAAAAUGCAAUUUUCCCAGACUCUCCACCUGGGGCAGAUCACAGUUCCAGGGAGGAGGUAAUGAAUCUGAUUAACAUCAUACAGUUCAAUGCCUGGAUCAAUAGACCCCUUGCCUUUUCAUCCAAAUUGAUUUAGAAGCCCAAAGGGCUGUCAGGAAGAUUUCAAAAAAAACCUGGUAUCAUUGAUUGCCUUGCAGCCAAAUCCUAUGCAUGUUUACUCAAAUCUUGAUCCCUGGAGUUUAAUAGGCCUGAUUGCCAAGUGUGUUUAUUUAGGAGUGCUGCCUUCGAGCCAGAGCUGUUUUCCUGGGCAGGGAACGGUGGUGGAAGCAAUAUGAGGAUAAUGUCAAAGGAUUUCAUGGCCGGAAUCACAGGGUUGUUGUGUGUUUUUCGGGCUGUGUGGCCACGUUCCAGAAGUACUCUCUCCUGUAUAUACCUCACAACCUCUGAGGAUGCCUGCCAUAGAUGUGGGCAAAAUGUCAGGAGAGAAUGCUUCUGGAACACGGCCACACAACAACCCAAUAUGAGGAUAAGCCAUCCCCUUCAACUACACUAAAGGAAAGGAUGAUGGCACAGUGUCCAUCUGAACAUCAUAUCAGAUUAAAUUGGACCUAUUAUAUAACAGCCAGCAAGAGAUUCAAGAAAAAUACGAUUACUUUCUUUUGUAGGACAUUUUAAAAGCAAAACAACUGGAACAUAUGUAUUUGGAGGGACCUGUAAUGGACUUUCCUUGUAUUCCCUCCAUCAUUCAUAGAUGAAAAUUGGAACAAGCAACACUAGUGUGGUCAUAAAUUAUGAAUGAAAAAGAACGCACAAGCUAGGAGUGGAUACAGCAGUUUGCUUUUGCCCGAGCCUCCUGGGAAGAGCAGAAUUUUGUGCCUUUGUUUCUAUUAUGCUGAGUUAGUUGAGUGCAAUCUAUUUUUGUACUUGGAGUCUGCGGCAAUGAGAUAAACUAAGAAAAGGGGCAAAUAUGGAAGGGAGAAAGAGAAACAGGGACAUUUUCAAAGCAGUUCGAAAAAUCAGACUGCAGAGGGUUAAUCAGUAGGGUUGUGCAUUCGGAGUAAACCUUAACCUGCUUCAUGUCCCCACUUUCGGUCCAUUUUUUGGGAGCCUCCCAAAUCGGGAGGAUAUAUAUAUAUAUAUACACACACACACACACACACACACACACACAUACAUAUAUACGAUCUGGGUUGUUGAAAGAUUUGUUUUCUAUCAUCCCAUAAUGGGGUGGGCUUCCCAGGCUCCCCUUCCUGUGUGCUUUAAAGAGGCUUCUUCUUACCUUCUGUUUCUUUCUACUCUAGAGGAGGCGCUCAGCUGCACAUGCUUUCUGGGCCUGCACGCCACACACACACUCUCCUUGGAAAGAGUGUGUGUGUGGUGUGCAGGCCCAGAAAAGGUUCACGCCUGCCAGUGUCUGCAGCCAAGCACCUCCUCUAAAGUAAGAAAUUCUUACUCUAUAGGAGGUGCUUGGCUGCGCAUUCCUGGGCCUGCAUGCCACACACACUCUCUCCUUGGAAAGAGAGAGUGUGUGUGGUGUGCAGGUCCAGAAAACGUGCACAUCUGCCAGUGCCUGCAGUCAAGCACCUCCUCUAGAGUAAGAAAUUCUUACUCUAAAGGAGGUGCUCAGCUGCGCAUGCUUUGUGGGCCUGAACGCCACACACACGCUCUCCUUGGAAAAAGAGUGUGUGUGUGGUGUGCAGGCCCAGAAAACGUGCCUGCCAGUGCCUGCAGCCAAGCACCUCCUCUAGAGUAAGAAAUUCUUACUCUAGAGGAGACGCUCGGCUGCGCAGACGUGCACGUUUUUCUCCUGGGCUACACUACACCAGCCAGCCACACACUCUUUCCAUUCCAAGGCAUUUUAAGAAGGCUUCCCACUUCCAGGUAAGGAAGAGUGAUGUCCUCCUGGAAGAGGAGAGUAAUUUUCAGGGAAUGAGUGUUUACUUUUUGUUUGCUGUGGGAUUCAUAAAAAAGAUUAAACUGUAAUGCUGAAAAGAAGGCUUGGAGCCAGAAUUGGCUCCCACUUACUUUUGAGACAAGCUGAUUUUCGUACUGGGAGGGAGGUUCCCGUUAAGUGCUCCUGAAGUUCCAAAAGAAAUGAAAGAAAUGAAGGAAACGGGAGAAACGGAUUCCGCGCACAACUCUAUUAAUCAGGACUGUCUUUGCUGAAUCUAUCACAAGGUAUGUGCCCAGGCCACAUCUUAAAAACAGCCUAAGGGUGCAUCUACACUGUAGAAUUGAUGCAGUUUGAUACCACUCCUUGAUAGAGAAGGCUAAAGACCUUGUAAAACUAUAGUUCCCACAAUUGCAUAGCUUUUUUCUAAAAUAAUUUUUUAUUCAAGCUUUUUCAAAUCAACAGUGACGUAGACAUGGACAUAUAGCAAAGUAAAAUGCAAAAUUGAGAGCAGGGUUGAAAAUGUAAAAAAGAAAGAGAGAAAGAAAACAAAACAAAAAAAAGAAAAAAAAGAGAAACCAAAAGAAAUACAGUAGAGUCUCACUUAUCCAACAUAAACGGGCCGGCAGAACAUUGGAUAAGCGAAUAUGUUGGAUAAUAAGGAGGGAUUAAGGAAAAGCCUAUUAAACAUCAAAUUACAUUAUGAUUUUACAAAUUAAGCACCAAAACAUCAUGUUAUACAACAAAUUUGACAGAAAAAGUAGUUCAUUACACAUUAAUGCUAUGUAGUAAUUACUGUAUUUACGAAUUUAGCACCAAAAUAUCACAAUGUUUUGAAAACAUUGACUACAAAAAUGCGUUGGAUAAUCCAGAACGUUGGAUAAGCGAGUGUUGGAUAAGUGAGACUCUACUGUAACACUAAAAUCGACUUCCAUCUAUUGCAUGGUGACGUUACGGUUCUUUUUUCUUUAUAAUUUCUCAGCUUUAUUCUGGUAACUCGGUCCGCUCCUAUUCUCCUAUUGUAAGGCUCAGUUUUUAGUUUUGCAUACUUGGAUCUCAUAUGAUAAUUCUCAUUUUUUUCCUCUCUUAAGUAAUUUUUAACCAAUUCCCAGUCGGUUUCCUUUCUUGGACGGCCUUGGCUAUUCUUUAGCAGGCAUAGCUUUGAGCCACAGCAGUUAAAGCGGCAUCCAAAUGCAUGAAUUCUACAGUGUAGAGCAAAUUAUGCCUAGAAUGUCUCUGCAACAGAUGGAACACAUAUAAAUGAAAGAAUAAGCAAACAUAGACAUACACACAUGCAUAAGCUCCGUGAGGUUGUAAUUGAUUUAUUUCAUGCUCCCUGGCACACAGCAUUUGGGAGUUGUGUGAUGGUUUCCCAUUAAGCUUGUUCUUGUCUUUGGUUAAUUAUUUGUAUUUGUGGCGGGGAGGCUUUAAUUCCCCGGUGCCGACUCAAUGACAGAAGCAGCAAAGGCAGGAAAUUCACCGCUGCUGCCUGCACGCUGGAGGAUAAAUCCUGCCUCUCCUUUCCCUUCCAGAUACCUUAUCAAAAAAGUACAUCUGAGGGAUGUGUCUGUCGCGGCUGAACAAGCUGCGAAAAGUGAUGAGAAAAUAUGCUUUGCAAUUGCCGGUGAGAGGAGGAGAGAGAGGAAGGACAGAAGGAAGAGCAGAGGACAGGAUGGCCUAUUCUUCCCCUGGAUUGAUGUGAAAUAAAGGAAUUGGGGAGGGAAACACCGUUCUCAAGGUUCUUCAACAAGAAGUAUGCUUUCUAUCACCCUUUGCUCUCUUUUUGUUCUUAUGCUGCAAUUGCACAAUUGCGCAGUUUCAAUGUUUCUUGCAAAUGUGGGAAGUUGCAGUCUAUGCAAUAAAUGUUCCCAGUUCUGUACCUCUCCAAGCAAACAUCCAUUACUAACACCCUAAUUUUGGCAUGGCCAUUUCUAAUGAAUCCCACUUUUUUACAACUGUUUUUAACAUCGGGUUGCUAUGAGUUUUCCUGACGUUUCGCCUGCAUCUGUGGCCGGCAGCUUCAGAGGUCUGUUGGAAGAGAAGCAAGUGGUGGAACAGAAAGGGGGAAACGAUGAAAAUGAACAAAAUCUGGCUACCAGUAUUUCAAUAACUCUAAAAUCAGGACAGUAAAUAAAGAGCAACACUCUAAAAAUAGGGGAAUUUCAGACAGAAAAAAAAAUCAGGAACAGCUAACACCUCCCACCAAAGGAAGAAAAAUAACGAAUUGAAAUUAAUGGACAAAGUGGCCAGCUAACACCUCCCACCAAAAGCAGAAAAAUAAAGAAUUGAAAAUAAUGGACAAAGUGGCCAGUUAACUCCUCCCACCAAAAGCAGAAAAAUAAAGAAUUGGAAUUAAUGGACAAAGUGGCCAGCUAACACCUCCCACCAAAAGCAGAAAAAUAAAGAAUUGAAAAUAAUGGACAAAGUGGCCAGCUAACACCUCCCACAAAAGGCAGAAAAAUAAAGAACUGAAAUUAAUGGACAAAGUGGCCAGCUAACACUUCUCACCAAAGGCAGAAAAAUAAAGAACUGAAAUUAAUGGACAAAGUGGCCAGCUAACACUUCCCACCAAAGGCAGAAAAAUAAAGAAUUGGAAUUAAUGGACAAAGUGGCCAGCUAUCACCUCCCACCAAAAGCAGAAAAAUAACGAAUUGAAAUUAAUGGACAAAGUGGCCAGCUAACACCUCCCACCAAAAGCAGAAAAAUAAAGAAUUGGAAUUAAUGGACAAAGUGGCCAGCUAACACCUCCCACCAAAGGAUUCCCCCAGGCAGGAAGCAGCCAGGGUUUGAAGCUGCAAAGCUAUUCAAUGCUAAUCAAGCUGGCCAAUUGCAACAUUCACACUUUCCUCCAACAUACAAGAGUUCUUUCUUCCAUCCUAGACAUUAUUCCACAGAUAUAUGAACCCCAUUUGCCUAGUUUCCAACAGACCUCACAACCUCUGAGGAUGCCUGCCUACCAGCCGUUAGGAAUUGUGGGAGUUGAAGUCCAAAAUACCUGGAGGACCAAAUUGUGCCCGUACCUGAUAUAGACCUUUCAUCUUAAACAAGCCCCACUGUGAUCCAUCCAUGGAAUGUUUUCCCUGCAUUGGGUUGUUUACCCCAACUUUCCAGCAGCUUUCUUUGCACUGAUCGUAAAGGUUAAUGCUGCUCUUACUGCCUCCAUUGCCUGGAUUUAUGGGAAAGCAUGAAAUAAAGCUCACAGAGUUGUAAAUAUGGCCUUUAAUAGAAACAUGGAGGGAAAGAGGCUGAAGGAACUAGUAUUUACCCUUGUGCAUCCAUUCAUCCCUGCCCUCAGAUAUAAAUCAAGCCUUGGAGAUUUCUUUUCCAACAUCUGUUUUCUGUACUUUCUCCAUCCCAAGGUGAAGUGGAGGGAGAGAAGGCUUGCGGACGGGGAAAAUCUGGAUGGAACAAAUAGCACAAGAAUCUUAUUAAUUUGUAUCCAAGCUUUUCCCAAUAAUAGGGUCAAGAUGGCCCAACCUUGGAUUGUCUACCUUGGAUUCUUCUCACCAAGAUAGUCCAAUACUUGAGAACAGGAAUUUUUUUUUGCUCAUGGGUUGUAUAUAGUAGGCUUGUGCACAAAUUCGUAUUUAGUCGUUUCCUUCGGCCAAUCUGGUUUCUUCAGUUUGGUCGGGUGCACAAAACGGCAAGGGCCCACCCAUCAUCACAGUUUAAUCUUCAACAUGGCAGUUUAAUCUUUUGCAUUAAUCCCAGUAAACAAAAAGAAAACCUCUAUUCCCUGAAAACUACUGCCACCUAGUUACCUCUCUAUUAGGAAGUAGAAACAGUUCUAAGGAAGCAUUAAAACCAAAGCAGAAAGAAGAUCGAAAAGUGCCAAGAAAAAGAGGGGAUUUUUAAGGAAGUCCAGGGAGGGAAUUUUUAAGGAAGUCCAAGGAGGGGAUUUUUAAGGAAGUCCAGGAAGGAUAGCUCCAGGCGAUCAUCGCUUUUCCUUAUAUGGAAGUGGGAAGCCUCCUUAAAAUGUCUUGGAAAGAGUGUGUGAUGCGGUGCAGGCCCAGGAGAGAAAGCGCAUGUACCUGCCUGCAAUGCCUCUCCUCUAGAGUAGAAGCAGCUUAAAUGCCUACAAUGAUGGGAAGGGGAGUCUGGGAAGUGUCCCCCCCCCCCCCCAAUAAUGGGCUGGAUAGAAAAUGAAUUUUUCAGCUUCCAAGAGCAAAAACAACCAGUUUGAAGCUGAAAGGCCAUUAAAUGCUAAUCGUUCUGGCUAAUUGCAGCAUUCAUACUGGCCUCCAACAGACAAAAAAAAGGAACAACCAGAAAUAUUGUAUAUUCACAUGUUUUAGGAAAUAACAUCUACUAAUUACCACGAAUUCCUCAAUACUUGAUUUCCCAUACCACCACACUUCACCACAGCAAUGCUUGGCCGGGCACAGCUAGUAUGUUUGUGUGUGUGUGUGUGUGUGCGUAUAUAUAUACAUAUACACUAGCUUUGCCCGUCCACGUGUUGCUGUGGCUUAUGGGAAUCAUUUGUUGGCCAGGUGAAAAAGGCAGUGAAUAGCCUUGCAGCCUCAAAGCCUGGCCUUUUGGACACAAAGGGGGCAGGGCCUAAAGGGGUGGGGCCUAAAGGCAGCAGGGCAUACCUUUCUGACUGGCAGUUAAGGGGAGAAAGGCUCUUCCUCAUCCUCUGUAAUUUGGACCAUUUUUCUAGGUUUUUUUGUUUGAAAGAUAUAUUUUGGAUGACUAUGUCUUUUGUGGCCAUAUUUGGUGUGAUUUGGUUCAGUGGUUUUGUUGCUUACUCCAUAGUAAAACGAACAUUACAUUUAUAUAUAUAUAGAUAUAGAUAUAGAUAUAGAUGUAUAUAUAUAGAUAUAUAUACAGUAGAGUCUCACUUAUCCAAGCCAUUUUUGUAGUCAAUGUUUUCAAUAUAUCGUAAUAUUUUGGUGCUAAAUUCAUAAAUACAGUAAUUACAACAUAACAUUACUGUGUAUUGAACUACUUUUUCUGUCAAAUUUGUUGUAUAACAUGAAGUUUUGGUGCUUAGUUUGUAAAAUCAUAACCUAAUUUGAUGUUUAAUAGGCUUUUCCUUAAUCCCUCCUUAUUAUCCAAGAUAUUCGCUUAUCCAAGCUUCAGCUGGCCCGUUUAGCUUGGAUAAGUGAGACUCUACUGUAUAUAUAUACUAGCUGUGCCCGGCCACAUGUUGCUGUAACAAAGUAUGGUGGUAUGGGAAAUCAGAUAAUCUGUAUUUUAUAGGUAGUGUGGAAGAGGCCCAAGUGAGGCCUAACUCUGCCUGUCCCCUGGGGCGAGUGGGUUAAUAGGAGACCAAGUGGGAGGAGCUUAGCCUUCUAACUGGCAGCAAUUGGAUGAAAGCAAUUAUUCCUCUCCCUCUAAUUAGGACUUUAUUUUUCUUUUCUUUUUGUUGUAUCAACCUAGAGGCAUGGAUGAUGGGUUGUGUUGUCAAAUUUCGAGGUUGGGAGGCCUGUAGUUUUGUUGUUUUGUGGGUCGCCGUGAUGCCAUCACUCAUUUAUAUGUAUAGAUAUACAUUUUUUUCUAUUACUAUCUGGGAAAUGCAAUAAAUAAUUGCUUGCAA
This is a messenger RNA of Anolis carolinensis (green anole), 13841 nucleotides long. RefSeq names its product inhibitory synaptic factor 1 (gene insyn1). The transcript is spliced from 3 exons. The coding region runs from base 1780 to 2601 and encodes 273 amino acids. NCBI's taxonomy places the organism in Eukaryota, Metazoa, Chordata, Lepidosauria, Squamata, Anolidae. Gene Ontology annotation, cellular component: postsynaptic density. The record is from RefSeq and is a predicted model, not a curated record. Gene Ontology annotation, biological process: inhibitory postsynaptic potential.